AUGCAGUCAAUUUUCUUGCUGCUGGGCCUCUUUGCCGACGCCAUCUCCGCCAGCCCCUUGGGACAACAGCCGUUGGGCCGUCUCAGUCCAACGGAACUGCCUAGUGGGCAGCUGGCGGAGGGUUUGCGCAAACCUGUACGCGGACGAUUCUUGCAUAUAACUGAUUUUCAUCCCGACCGCCUCUAUAAGCCCGGAACCUCGAUCGAUCGCUCGUGCCACCGUGGUAAGGGCCCCGCGGGGUAUUUUGGAGCCGAGGGCACAGAUUGCGAUUCGGCUUUAUCGCUUGUGAAUGAGACAUAUCGCUGGAUCGAAGAAAACUUGAAAGAUGAGAUUGAUUUCGUGAUUUGGACCGGUGAUUCUGUCCGACACGACAAUGACGAGAAGCUCCCUCGCACGGCAGAUGAGAUUCUGGAUUUGAAUGCCUUCCUGUCGCAAAAAUGGAUUAGCAUUUUCGGUGAGGAAGGGGUUAGUGGGACCUCGAAUGGCGUGCCUAAAAUGUCGAUCCCUGUGAUCCCGACAUUCGGUAAUAACGAUAUCAUGCCCCACAACAUCUUCAACAAGGGCCCGAACAAGUGGACAAAGCGAUUUGCAGAGAUAUGGGACCAGUUCAUCCCAGAAGAUCAGCGUCACACAUUCGUCGAGGGCGGUUGGUUCACCACGGAGGUGAUCCCCGGUCGGCUAGCGGUCAUCAGCCUAAACACCAUGUACUUCUUCGAUUCUAACAGCGCGGUGGAUGGAUGCAACGCCAAGUCAGAACCUGGAUACGAGCACAUGGAGUGGUUGCGAGUGCAAUUGAAAAUUCUGCGCAGUCGCAAUAUGAAAGCGAUCCUCAUGGGCCAUGUCCCCCCGGCCCGGUCGAGCGAGAAAAAGAACUGGGAUGAAACAUGCUGGCAAAAAUACACGCUCUGGAUGCACCAGUACCGUGACAUUGUUGUCGGCAGCUUUUACGGCCAUAUGAACAUCGACCACUUCAUGCUCCAGGAUAGCAACAAGGUCGACAUUGAUUCAAAUGUCAAUGGGAAGCUGUCGAUCAGCUCAAAGACCGACUACCUUCAAUCGCUCCGAAACCAAUGGUCCUCAUUGCCAUCUCCUCCGUCGGACAUUUUCGAGGAGCUUGACUCCAUAUCGAAUUUGGGAGAUAUCUCCCCGGAGGUUGGAACAAACAAGAAGGGUAAAAAGAAGAAGAAGAAGCAGAAGUUCUUGGACAAGAUUGGAGGCCCGUGGGCAGAACGAUACAGCGUAUCGCUAGUGUCUCCCAGUUUGGUCCCGAAUUUCUUCCCCAGUCUGCGCGUGAUCGACUACAACACCACGGGACUGGACGUUGUCACACAUGGUGUGGAGAUGUUCGGACGUGAGGUUGACGAUACAGCGGUUGAACUGGAUCAUACUGCAGUUAAUCCACCGGAAACCAGCAACGACUCUGUAAUCCCCCCCGAAAUUCAGAAGAAGAAGAAGAAAAAGGGCAAGGACAAGAAAAAGAAACCCAAUUUCAAAGUCCCCGAGCCCCCAUCGCCAACUGCCCCUCCCGGUCCGGCAUACUCGAACCAGGCGUUUACGAUGCUUGCCUACACUCAAUAUUACUCAAACCUAACAAAAAUCCACGAACAGAUCGCGGCAGGCAAACGAGGCCACGAUCAUCGUCUUGACUACGAGAUCGAGUACACCACAAAUGAUGACGUGUAUCAAAUGAAAGACCUUACAGUACGCAGCUUCUUCCAACUCGCAGCUAGAAUUGCCGAGGAAGGAGUUGAAGAAAAGCACACCAGCGAUGCCAAUAGCCAAGGCGCCGAGUCGGCUGGCAAGCAAAAGAAGCCAGCGAACGAUAUCUGGCGGGUUUUCUUGAGGCGCGCAUUUGUUGGAUUCCCAGUCGAUGACCUAGAUGAAUAG
This is a messenger RNA of Penicillium psychrosexuale, 1887 nucleotides long. RefSeq names its product endopolyphosphatase. The record is from RefSeq and is a predicted model, not a curated record. Gene Ontology annotation, molecular function: endopolyphosphatase activity; exopolyphosphatase activity. The transcript has 2 exons. NCBI's taxonomy places the organism in Eukaryota, Fungi, Ascomycota, Eurotiomycetes, Eurotiales, Aspergillaceae. Gene Ontology annotation, cellular component: fungal-type vacuole; membrane. Bases 1 to 1887 code for a protein of 628 amino acids. Gene Ontology annotation, biological process: polyphosphate catabolic process.